ACAUUAAAACCUAAUGUGGGGAUUAAAAAUUGGAUGCUUUCUUGGACGUUCAGUCUCGUUAACGAACGCUUUAUCAGCGACAAACUGGACGUAUUUUACUCCAAAAUCGCGUUAACUGCUCUUAUUUUGAAGUUCCCACCGGAUGUGGACGACUUGCUUCGCGCUCUCCAGCUUGAUACCCGUCGGGUGGACAGACGCUGCCUUGGAAACGACAUAAAUCCAGUGCGUGCAGCUGGGUUUCGAGCGGGGACCUACAUUUCCUCACUUCAAAGGCUUCCGCCCCUCUACUGUCCUCCUCCACCUCUUCUCCAUCCCUUCCUCCAUCCAUCUCUUCCUCCAUCUAUCAGCCAGCAUGGGGGAUCUGAAAUGAAGCGCGGCGCAGCGGAGGAGGCACGGCGAGGAGCUUCGACAUAACCGAGAGCGAGAGAGGAGGUGACGGGAGGUGCCGCAGCCAGGUGUAGAGCAACAUGCCGCUGGUGAAGAGGAAUAUUGAACCCCGGCACUUGUGCCGCGGGGCGCUGCCAGAUGGGGUGACCAGUGAACUGGAGUGUGUCACCAACAGCACACUGGCAGCCAUCAUCAAACAGCUGGGCAGCCUGAGUCGCCAUGCUGAGGACAUUUUUGGAGAACUAUUCAACGAAGCCAACAGCUUCUACCUGAGGAUGAGCAGCCUGCAGGAGAGAGUGGACCAGCUGGCUGUGAAAGUCACUCAGCUCGACUCCACUGUGGAGGAAGUCUCCCUCCAAGACAUCAACAUGAGAAAAGCAUUUAAGAGCAGUACCAUUCAAGACCAGCAGGUGGUGUCCAGGACCUCUGUGCCCAACCCCGUGGUGGAAAUGUACCACCGCUGUGACAAGCCCCCGCCGUUGAAUAUCCUCAGCCCCUAUAGGGAUGACAAGAAGGAUGCGCUGAAGUUCUACACUGAUCCCUCCUACUUCUUCAACCUGUGGAAGGAGAAGAUGCUGCAAGCCACCGAGGACAAACGCAAAGAGAAGAGGCGGCAGAAGGGCUGUCCGGCCCACCCUGACAGGCCCCACUCCAGACAGGCCCCACCCAGGAGCCCCCUGUCCAUCUCUGAGCAGCAGCGGCAGGUGGAAGACCCAAGCAGAGAGGUGAAGAAGGUGCGUAAGGCUCGUAACAGGCGUCAGGAAUGGAACGUUCUGGCCUACGAUAAAGAAUUUCGACCCGAUGCCAGGCUCACCCCCUCCCCUUACCACGGCAUGUCGUCUGAAGGGUCCCUCUCCCCAGAUAGCAGGUCAAUGGCGUCCGAUUCCUACCCUGCAAGUCCCAACCACCCGACUACCCAGGCUCCAAGCGCUGCCCAUCCCGCUGACCACCAUGCCAGGGAUCACCUCGCUGCCGCCCAGACACAGUCGCUCGACCGCGGCCUGAGGCCAGCCAACCAGCCCACUGGAGCCACCGGGGCAGGACCCCCGGGUCGACACGCAGCUUCCCUCGGCAGGACCCCAUCGGGACAUGGGGUCCAGGCCGGGGGAGAUCCGACGGUCAACGGGCCAAGGCAGCAGUCGAUUAAGGAAUACCGAGCUGGUGGGCAGCCCUCCACCAUACCAGAGUAUUACAUCCCCCCGGCUCCUCCCCCACCCCCGCCAACCAUCCCAUCCGCCCAGACUGCCUUUGAUUCCGCCACAGCGCCGCCUUCUGCGGCCGCCUCCGCCAUCCCGCCGACCUCCUCUGCCCUCUCCUGCCACUACUCCCCCUCCCCUCCUCCUCCCCCGGCCAACUACGUACCUUCCCCCGCUCACCCCCCUUCAGGUGCACCUCCGGCAGCCCCUCCGCCCCCACCUCCCGGAGUGCCCGCGGGACACCAGGCUCACCCGUCCCCGCCACACGCCGCUGUCGGCCAGACGGCCGUGGAUUCGGCACCUUCGACGAGGAAGUCGACCAUGCUGGGAAUGAUCCCGAUGAGCGACGCACGCUCCGACCUGCUGGCCGCCAUACGUAGAGGCAUCCAGCUGAGGAAGGUUCAGGAGCAGAGGGAACAGGAAGCCAAGCGGGAGCCUGUCGGCAACGACGUGGCCACCAUCCUGUCACGCCGCAUCGCCGUGGAGUACAGCGAAUCCGACGACGACUCGGAGCUGGAUGAGAACGAGUGGUCUGACUAAAAAAAAAGAAAAAAAUGAGAUGGAGCUUUGUAAGGCUGGACUGGCAGAGCUAAAAGAGAGAGAAACUAUACAUUGAGUUAAUAACGAAGGUGUCGGGUUAGUUUUAAGGUUCGCAUUUUAACUACGAAGUUGACUAAAAACCAAUCAUACAUUUGUUUACACAGAUCGCUGGAGCAGGGCUCGGAGGAGGCCGGGCGACAGGUUGAUACUUUCAUCAUGCACGGUUGCCCCUCACUACAGCUCUUCUCGAACUGAGAGCCCGGAGGCUUUCAUGCCAGACCGUCCGUGGUGUGCGGCACAAUAAACACGCCCUCCAUCUCGGCAGCCUCCCGCCAACCCAUCCGCUCGUUUUUAACCGCAAUCACGGAGCUGUGAAAGACAAACCCAUAAACGUCUCCCUAUAUUCACACCAGAGCGGUAGUUAUUAGCCGUAUGUAGGCAGCGCUCCCCUGUGACUACGGGCUUCAUGUGUUUACAAAACACAUUAAUGGUACAGCACAAGAAAGAUUAACGAUAGUGCAAUCUUUACGAAUCUGCCAAAUGUUCCACAAGAAUUGGAGGAAGCAAGUCAGGAUAAUCAGGGAAGUUGAUAGCUUGUUAGCGGAUGACUGUGCCUGUCUGUGGAAUGAAACUUUUGGGAGUUUGGUACUCUUGACCAACAGGAUCGGAACCGGCGCUCUCCAGGUGAGCUGCUGUUACAUGUUCCAGCUAGAUAUUUGAGCUUCGCUUCAUUCACAAAAUAGUUCAUAAUUUAUUUAACUUAAAGAGGAAGUUAGCCAAGGUAGCUGAGAACUUCAACAGGCUUGUUUUCUCUCUGAUAUAUUUAUGUUUGCUUUAAUACCUUUAGUUAAAACCACACAUGAUAAAUAAUACAAGAAUUGUGUUUUCAUACAAUUUCUGAUCAUAAUGCGCUGCAUAUUCUAAUAAAGAGUCCAUGUUAUGUUUGUUUCUAAAUUAUUGGCACUAGAAAACCACUGUACCGGUGUAUUUAUACAUUUACAGACUUAAGAGUUUAAUGAAAAUUACUUUUUUUUUUUAAACCGUAGGGAGAUUAUUUCAAUAUAAGAAAUUGUAGCCACAAGAAUUAGCAUUUUUUGACUAAAUUAUACAGUAAUAAAUAUCAGAUCAUAUUAGAAACACUUUAAUGCCAUCUAGUGGUCAGAGUUUUGCCCUUCAUUCAUAUCUAUUGUAUAUCUUAUAUGCAAAUUAGCAAUCUCUUCUUCAUUGGCAGAAAAAAAAACAUUUUUUAAAUUAAUCUUGAACAAAUUCAGGCAAAAAAGACAUUUAAACUGCUAAAUUACUCAACUGCCCGUCACCGAUUUGGAGUACUGAGAAAAAGCAUAACAUGGCCUUAAUAAUAAUCCACAAAAGAUUAUUCUAUUAUUUUUAGAAUUCACUUUCUUAAUAAGAACAAUAUUUUAGGUUACUUUGUUUGGUCUUGUGGCAUGAUAAUAAAACUUUAUUUUUUUUAUAAGUUGGGGUUAGGCAUUUUGUCUAAAGUGGUUUGGAAACCAAGCUCCCAAAAGUUGAUGUAGUUGUUGAUCUUUUACAAUUGUGAUAAGCUGUACCUCCCACUGAGGUAGUUUGGUAAACUGUGAUAAAAUACGCCGCUAAUGCUAACGCUAACACGGGAUUACAAGCCUCACCAGCCUGGUUAAAGUUGUUAUUCUGCCUACAUAUCAUUGCUUCAGUCGGUCAGGCCAGCUAGUUAGCUUAUCCCACUGUUUUGUGCUUUCUUAAAAUUAUUAUUAUUAUUAUUCUCACCCUUUGUUAGCCAUUCCAAACUCAAAGCCGAAUAUUUCAGCCUGUGACUGUAUGCCGUGGUCUUCUAUAAAUGCUUCAAACCAGCACCGUACUCAUAACAACAACAACAAAAAAACAACGUUCUUCAUCUUGACAUAUGUUCCUUUUGGUGGCCCCACUCGCUUAAUACCAUUGCUUUCCGUGGAGGCUCUUGUGAAUUAUAAAUACAUAAAUGUGAGAAACUUGCAACGCUAAUAUAUAGUAUGAUAUCUCUUUUCAAUAUAGGUUUGGCUAAUCCGCAGUGUGAACUGAUUGGACUGUAGUGUUUUUCUAAUGUGCUUUUUUCUUCUUUUUUUUUUAAAGUGCUGCAGUGAUUCGUUUGCUUUAUUUUAGGGAUUUUUUAUUAUUAGGUGAGUAGCCAGAUGGCAGAGUGGAAGAUGUGUCCAAGAAGCCAGCUAAAAGAUCUUUAUUCCUUAGCAGAUUAACCUGACGUAUUCUCAUCUCAAACAGAAGCAAAAAUCCAGCAGAAGAAGCAUUUGAUACUAGAGUCUUGUAUCGAAUUUUACAUCAGAAGCAGCGUUUUUGAUAGCUAAAACACUAACGGUUUAUUUUUUACGUGUUUACUUUAGUAAAUCUUUAUUUUUCAGUUUCUGAGACCAUUUUAAAGCUUCGGUGUUCAAAACGUUUAUACACACACACACACACAAUAAGUUGGCUUACUCAGAGUUUGCACUCUUGUAGAAUACAAUCACAUCUGGAUUAAGGACUGAAUGAUACGACAUGUGGAUGAGUUCUUGGUAUUCUCCGUAAAAAUCCGAACUAAGAUUUUCAAACCGUGCCAUGAAGCAAAACAGAAAAAAAAAAAAAAAAAAAAGCACAUAUUAACAGCCAGCGUGGAUUUUUCCACAAAGCUCAGUGAGAGUUUACUGUAAAAAAAAAAAAAAAAAGUUUAUGUUGUAACUGAGAAGUCAAGAGGCAUCAAAUCUGCUAUAUUAUCCAAAUUGUUUCUUCGGUGGUCGUGUUGUUGUGCGGGAGUCAUAGAUACACACCCAUCUGCGCGUUUAAUGAAAUCUGUCCAAGAUUCAGAGAAUGUAAAACUCCAGCUUGACUGACUUUUAACGAUAAAAUACUUGCCAACAAAUAGCAAAACAACCACAGAGAUACAAAAUGUUGAAGUUCUCCAAACACCCGUACUUUGUGUAUCUAUGGCUUCUGGCUUUUAAAGAAAAUGUUAUUCUGUGUUGAAAAUGUGACAAAAUGAAUCAUGUUGUAUAGACUUUUGGUAAAGCAGCCUUCAAGGUUAAAUGCAUUUGGUUUACUAUAACCUAGACAAUAAAACAAAGUUAAGCUGUGUAUUGCACACUAAAAUCAGCUGUAAGCAAGUAUGCAUGUGACUAAAGUCAAUAAAUAGUGAUUAAAACAGCA
Poecilia reticulata (guppy) is the source of this 5291-nucleotide messenger RNA. Lineage: Eukaryota; Metazoa; Chordata; Actinopteri; Cyprinodontiformes; Poeciliidae. The record is from RefSeq and is a predicted model, not a curated record.